GCUCCAGUUGCAGCAGUGGUGGGUCGGUUCUGGGAUGUGUUUCAGCCGCUCUUGUUUGGUCUGAUUGGAGCAGAAAUCAACAUCUCGUCUCUCAGCGCUUACACUGUCGGUUUGGGUGUUUCUGCUCUGUGUGUGGGUUUGCUGGUCCGUGUCUCGGUGACGUUCUGCAUGGUUCUGUUUGCUGGAUUUAAUAUGAAGGAGAAGAUCUUUAUAUCUCUGGCCUGGAUGCCCAAAGCCACAGUACAAGCAGCCAUCGGCUCCACAGCUCUGGAUAUGGCCCGUAGCAUUGGAGACGAGCAGCUCCAGAAGUUUGGCAUGGAUAUUCUGACGGUGGCAGUCCUGGCCAUUCUGAUCACAGCGCCAAUUGGAGCGCUCGCUAUUGGCCUUAGUGGACCCAAACUACUCCAGCAAGACACACAUAAACACGAUCAGCGUGUCGACGGCCUGGAGACUAAACUCUGAAUGUGGAGCUGAUCUGCUGUUCCUCCACCCUAAACUUCACCCUUUUAGACCCUGCCAACAUUACAAUGGACAUCACAUAUCAGGUCAUGCGUUGUUUUUUCGGUACCGGAGCAUUUCACCAAAUUUAAAAGACUCAUGAAGUCUUUUUUAAUGUGUAUUUUUAUUAGAAAUUUGAUGUAAUCUUAAAGAAAGAUAAUGUGAGCGCGGGACAUGGAGUAGUUUCCCCCUAUUUAAAACAACAGGCAGUUGCGUUUAGUUGUUUUUUAUCACAGCUCUGCCAGUGAGAGUGGUUGAGCUCAAGUGCUUUAAAUAAAAAGUCAAUAUUGGGGUAAUGACAAUAUUCAAAGUACACGUUUAUUAAAAUAUAGUGUUUGUUUUCCACCUGGUGGAAGAAAUGGAACAUGCAGAUAUUGAUCAAAAAAUAAUUAAUGAAUCAAUCAAUACAGCCCAUGAACAAUAUUUAAAAUACUGCUUUUAUGUAUAUAUAUUUAAAUAAUGCUUAGAGAAAUUACUGAUAUUUAAACUUCUAAUUAAGUAAAGCAUGUGUCAGUGAGCUCAUCCGAUGCAUUUGUAACAUGUCAAUAAAGCAAGUUUGAAUUAAA
Molecule: messenger RNA, 1064 nt
Organism: Danio rerio (zebrafish)
Lineage: Eukaryota; Metazoa; Chordata; Actinopteri; Cypriniformes; Danionidae
Source: RefSeq, a predicted model, not a curated record